Molecule: messenger RNA, 850 nt
Organism: Anopheles coustani
Lineage: Eukaryota; Metazoa; Arthropoda; Insecta; Diptera; Culicidae
Gene: Reg-2
Product: rhythmically expressed gene 2 protein
Exons: 3
Coding region: 1-798 (265 amino acids)
Source: RefSeq, a predicted model, not a curated record
AUGAGCUUGUCCCGGUUCCGCCUGAUAACGUUCGACGUGCACAACACGCUGCUACAGUUUCGGUCCAGUCCCGGCAAGAAAUAUGGCGAAAUAGGGGCCAUGUUCGGAAUAAGCAACAACAACAACCAACUGGUUUCGAACUACAUUCAAAGCUGGCGCAAAAUGAAUCGGCUGCAUCCGAACUUUGGACUGAAGACUAAAAUAACGUACAAACAAUGGUGGCAAAUGAUGAUAGACGGAAUAUUCAACGAAAACGGCACACACAACACUCCACCGGAAAAGAUCGAGCAGAUGACCGAACACUUCAUGGAGUACUUUAAGACGAGCGUCUUUUGGCAGCAUUGCUAUGGGUCGGUUGACUUCCUGAACUAUCUGAAACUGCAGCGACACGUGGAGUCGAACGGGCACAAGGAGCCACCGUUUAAGCUUGGCGUCAUUUCCAACUUCGAUCCCCGGCUGGACGUGCUGCUGCGAAAUAUGAAAAUUAAUCACUAUUUCGACUUUGUGCUCAACUCGUACGACGUUGGCUAUAUGAAACCGUCGAAGGAAAUUUUCGACCGUGCCAUGCAGUCGGCCGAGAUAAAAGACCUUAAGCCACACGAGUGCCUGCACAUCGGUGCGACACCGGCGACGGAUUACUUUGGCGCACGGAACGCCGGGUGGUACAGCUUACUGGUGCACGAGAAGUCGGCCGAAGAGUUGACGCGAAAGUACGGUCAGUUGGUUGAGGAUAAUCAUGUGUUUUCUAGUCUGUUUGAUAUCCACAAAAAGAUAUCGAACGAUUACAUGAGAUGGUGAUUGAUAUUAAAGGAACAUGUUUAAGUGUUUGUUAAAUGUUUGGUUAAUAAAU